GACACCGGCCGGCGCCCGGGGACUCUGGGCGCGCGCCCUCCGCCGCGUGACCCCGCGCUGGCGUCCCCGCGGCCCCAGGCGCGCCCUCCCUGCCCUCCUCCCCGCCGCAGCCGCCACCGCCGCCGCCGCAGUCGCCGCGCCCGAGCCCCGCUCCGGCUCCCCGGCACCGCGCGCCCCGGCACCGCGCUCCCCGGCACCGCGCGCCCCGGCACAGCGCUCGCCCCCGCCAUGUCCGCCGCCCGGGCGCUCAAGUCCGUGGACUACGAGGUGUUCGGAUACGUGCAGGGUGUUUGCUUCAGAAUGUAUGCGGAAAGUGAAGCGAAGAAAAUAGGAGUGGUUGGUUGGGUGAAGAACACCGGCAAAGGCACUGUGAUAGGCCAGGUGCAAGGCCCCGAAGAGAAGGUCAAUUCCAUGAAGUCCUGGCUGAGCAGGGUGGGGAGUCCGAGUUCUCGAAUUGACCGCACGAACUUUUCCAACGAGAAAGCCAUCUCUAAACUGGAAUACACUAACUUUAGUAUUCGAUACUAAUAGAAAAGGAAUAAAAAUUGUAAUGCUUACACUGUACAAUAGAUGCCAUAUAUUCUUAAAUGUAUAAACCAGCAUGAUAGCAGCAGAGUAGUGUAAAAAAGGGAACUUUGUUCUGAAAGCUACAGUAUUAUAAAUGUCACUAAAAGUGCCUGACACUGAAGUAAUUUUGCUCAAGUAUAUUUUUAACAGGCAAAAUUUUAGUAAUCUGAAAUAAGAAAACAUCAUUACAAAAUAGCUAAACUUGUGUCAUGGAAUCUUUGAUUUCAGUGCAUGUUGCAGUAUACGUGUUACUUGGCUAGACGUAAGGUAACGGUUAACCAUUUAACAAUGUUCAAGUGAUGCUGUCCAUACUAAAUUCUACAUCUUCCUGAGUAAGAAUUUGAGUAAUUUGUUAUUAAAGCUGAGUGAUUUGCUAUUAAAGUCUAAAACAAGAA
This is a messenger RNA of Loxodonta africana (African savanna elephant), 962 nucleotides long. RefSeq names its product acylphosphatase 2 (gene ACYP2). The transcript has 4 exons. NCBI's taxonomy places the organism in Eukaryota, Metazoa, Chordata, Mammalia, Proboscidea, Elephantidae. Gene Ontology annotation, molecular function: acylphosphatase activity. Bases 229 to 528 code for a protein of 99 amino acids. The record is from RefSeq and is a predicted model, not a curated record.